This is a messenger RNA of Aspergillus puulaauensis, 909 nucleotides long. RefSeq lists its product as uncharacterized. Gene Ontology annotation, biological process: lipid catabolic process. Gene Ontology annotation, molecular function: glycerophospholipase activity; phosphoric diester hydrolase activity. The transcript has a single exon. The record is from RefSeq and is a predicted model, not a curated record. Lineage: Eukaryota; Fungi; Ascomycota; Eurotiomycetes; Eurotiales; Aspergillaceae. The coding region runs from base 1 to 909 and encodes 302 amino acids.
AUGCCCUCCCUAUCCACCUUCCUCCACCACCUCCUCUACACAACAGGCCUCCUAACCCCUCCCCUCCCCCAAGCCCCCCAAACCCCCCAACAGCCAACCUACGCAAUCGCGCACCGCGUCCUCCGCCCAUCAGCCGUAACAGCCGCCCUCUCCCACGGCGCCAACGCCCUCGAAGUCGACCUCACAGCCUGGCCCUCCGGCUGGUGGGCCGACCACACCGGAACAGCCGACAGCGCCGGCGCAACAGCACACGAACUGUUCAGCUUCAUCGCGAACGAGCGCGCACACGGACAGAACAUCAUCUUCGUAUGGCUGGACAUCAAGAACCCGGAUUACUGCGAGGACGAGGACGGGGAGAGCGAGUGCUCGAUUGAGGCGCUGCGGGAUCUUGUGCGGGAGACGCUGGAGCCCGUGGGUGUGCGGGCGCUGUACGGGUUCUACCAGACCGAGGAUAGUCGCGGGUUUGAGGUGAUGAGCGAGACGCUGAAUGGGAACGAGGCGCUGUGUCUGAGUGGGGACGCGGGGGAGGUUAUGAUGCUGUAUGAGGAGUUUACGGAGCUCGAUGCCGCGCAGAGGGUGAUGGAUUAUGGGUGGCCGCAGUUGGAGUAUGAGUUUGGGAGUUGUCAUGAGCUGCAGUACUAUACGUGCUCGGGGCUGAGGCAUGGAAGGGAUGCGAGGAAUCAGGGCCAGCUGGGGAUGGUGAUGGGGUGGACGAGCACGGCGGGGGAUACGGAGAGGGUUGUGAUGAUGCUGGACUGGGCUGGGGUGGAUGGGAUUAUCUAUGGGUUUCAGGAGGAGGACUAUGCGGAUGGCGAGGUGCCCAGGGAGGCGUUGAAUGAUAUCAAGAGCUUUGUCGAGGCUCAUGGGGAGGACCGGCGCAUGGCUACUGUGGAUGAUAGUCCUUGGUAG